AUGCAAAACAGUACCGUGCAGCUGCGACUCGCCACAGACCCCGCCGCCGCUUCGCUGAGCGUAGAGGCACUGUGCACCUUGGCCACACGCUUCAUCACUGCACAGGAGCAGCAGCAACAGCCGCAGGAAAGAAAAGACAUAAAUGAUGGCGCCACAGCGCGCGUAGGCAAUGGCGGCGACGGCACACUGCAACACAUUCUCUUAUGCGAUGUCCUUGCUGAUACAGCUCAGUGUUGCGGUACCCCGUUGCCUCGGGAGCAGAAACAACAAGAAGAUCAAAAGCCGACCGAGAAUUGGACCACCGCCUCGUGCGCGUUGCAUGCCAGUCUCGGAAGCCCCGUGGAGCUACGACAGCAAUCCUUCAACGCCAUGCUUGCGCGGGAUGCGUUUGUGCUGCUACUGCGCGAGGUGCACGCACAGCGCAUGGUGGCGAACUCCUACAAGCGGAAAUACACAAAUGCGAUGGAGUCGCUGCGCCUCGCCGAGAGAGAGGCGUUGGCCGUGUGCAACGAAGAAACUCAGUUGAGCGGCGACAAGAAAGAUGGCGGGCAACAGGAACAUCAACAGCAGAAACAGCAAGCCAGUUCAGCGUCUCAAGUCGAUGGCGGUGACGCCUAUCACGGUGACACACAGCUGACUGAUGGCAGUCUCGUUGUCGCGGGGCUGAACGAUCAUGCCGCGUCUCCCAAGCAGCUGUGUGCCGCAGCGCGGCGUCGGCACCGCUGCUUCCGCCGCCUUGGCGGGGCGCUCCACCGCGCAAGGGUGGGAUUCCGUAAGGCGCAGCGUGGCCGGUCACUCUCUGCCAGCGGCAGCGCACGCAAUUCUCGUGGGGAUUGGCUGGCCUCUGUCUCUUCCUCCACUACCAUUGGGGGAGAGAUGUCGUGGCACGUCCAGUCUAGAAGCAGCGGGGAUGAGUUACCCGCUCUUGCGCGGUCGUCGGCCGGCACCUUAAAGCGGAGUCGCGUCCGCUGCUCCAGCUGCUCCUGUGCGCCAGCAGUGGCGCGGAGUGCUCUGGGUUCCUUGCUCUGGCCCGCGCGCACAGCCGCUGUUGAGGCGGCGAGUGCGUAUGCACACAGCGCGCUGCAGGAAUACGGCGACGAUAGCAGGGGCAGUAGCAGCGGCCGUCCAUCGCUGCGCCACGUCAGCGCUUCCUACAGCCAGACGUGUUUCGGUGUGUCGUUGUCAAGAUCGGCGUCGCCGAGGUGGCGCAGCACGACCCCCGACAACCAGCUGCUGCAGUCUUCACGCCACGAGGGGAGGAGCAGCGACAAGAGCAGUAGCAAUAGCGACAGCGACACCACGGCAGAUAUCUCGAGUGUGCAGCUGGCGGUCAAUGCGCAGCUGCGGCAGUGGCGACUUGAAGCCUCACGCAUGUCUGACGAGUUGUUAGGCCGUGUGCCACACCCUUGA
Messenger RNA from Trypanosoma grayi, 1410 nucleotides. RefSeq lists its product as hypothetical. Lineage: Eukaryota; Euglenozoa; Kinetoplastea; Trypanosomatida; Trypanosomatidae. The transcript has a single exon. Bases 1 to 1410 code for a protein of 469 amino acids. The record is from RefSeq and is a predicted model, not a curated record.